AUGAUGGAAGAGGAAAAUGGCGGACAAACGACGGGCGAGGGUCCCGUGGAGCGAUUGUGGCGGGAGGGGGCCGCGCUGGAGGCCCGACGGCGCGAGGUAUGGAAUGCGCUGCUUCAGUGGGAAGCGCGGCGGCCCGAUCUGCCUCUCUUCGCCUCCCCCGAAUGGACCUCAUUACGGCCAACAGCCCCCUCCACAUCUUCCACCACGCCCGUCCCAAGUGGCCCUUCUCUCCCUCCGCAUCAUCCACAACCCCACCCAUACCCGCAUCCGCACCCCCAUCCUUACCCGCACCCUCACCCACCCUCUCACCCGCAUCCCCAUCCUCAUCCUUACCCGCAUCCCCAUCCCCAUCCGCAUCACUUCCAUCCUCAUUCGCCACACCACCCGCCACAUCACGAGCCGCUGCACGAAUCGAUGACUGAACAAAUGCACAAUAUUUCGACGGCACCCAUCGCGCCCUACCACUACCCGGCCGGCUCGGCUGCUGCUCCACCCUUCCCACCGCCGCCAGUCCAUCACCAUCACCACAUGCACCACCAUCAUCACGGCGGAGGAAGAUGGCGACGCGGCGGAGGCGGACGAGGUUUCGGGCCUGGCGGCGGCGUGGGGCGGGCCACGACGCGGCUGGCUCGCCACACCAAAGCGCGCACGCUGGUGACCGAGCUGGCCAAGCUCGCGACGCAGCCCACGCCCGAAGCGCUGCAGGGCGUGGCCGCGCCCAAGCAGAAGACGCGCGGCAUCAACAAGGACCAGGUCUUCGAGGUCUUCGACUCCCUCGUCAACACUCAGCUCGCGCCCCAAGAACGCGUCACCCGCAGCUCAGUGUGGAAGUACCUGUUUCGAGGGUCGAAGACAUCGGGCCAGGUCGUGGAGCCCCUCUACGGAAACGAAAAGAUAUUCAAGACCACCAAGAAGGGAGGCGGCGUGCGACGCCUUACGGGAGUGAUGUGGCGCGACCUCGACACCCCUGAGAACCGCGACGCCGUUUCGGCCAGCCUCGCUGCUCUCGAGGCCUACAGCGUGCAUAUCGAUCUGGAGCAGCUCAAGGGGCUCAUCCAGCAGGAGCUCGUCAAGGACGCCGACGCCGACGCCAUCGUCGAUGACUCGCCCGCCAGCCCUGCCGCCGCGGACACAACUACGACCACGACCACCACCACGACCACCGCAAGCAGUAGCAGCAGUGACCCCAUGGGCGGCAUCACCCACACCGGCGUCAGCACCGCAGCCGCGGCUGCUGCGUCGCCAUCGGCCUCCGCCACGCCCUCGUCAUCGUCGCUUCCCUACGCCCUCCCCACCAACACCAGCGCCACCGCACCACCGCCAGUGCCCCAGGCGGAAGCGAUGCGCCAGCCACCGCCCCAGCCCCAGCCGCACCACAUGCAACAGGAGCCCCAGCCGUACCACCGAGACGAGAGGGGGAGCGGCGAGCAGGCAGCCGCACCGCCCGAUCAGUCGUCCUCGUCAUCGUCGUCGCCGCAAGGCAGCAACCCGGCGAUGGACAGCGACCUGCAGCAGCUGCUCAAGCUCCUCACGCAAAAGGAGACCCUCGAGAAGCUGCAGGCCAUGGUCGUGAACAAAUAA
This is a messenger RNA of Acanthamoeba castellanii str. Neff, 1581 nucleotides long. RefSeq lists its product as uncharacterized. The record is from RefSeq and is a predicted model, not a curated record. The coding region runs from base 1 to 1581 and encodes 526 amino acids. NCBI's taxonomy places the organism in Eukaryota, Discosea, Longamoebia, Acanthamoebidae. The transcript is spliced from 4 exons.